Molecule: messenger RNA, 627 nt
Organism: Mesorhabditis spiculigera
Lineage: Eukaryota; Metazoa; Nematoda; Chromadorea; Rhabditida; Rhabditidae
Source: the annotation of a GenBank genome assembly
AUGGGUAUCACUCGUGACAGCUGGCACAAGCGGCGCGGUACCGGAGGAGCCCGCCCUCAACCUCAUGACAAGAGGAAGCACGAGCUCGGUCGUCCUUCCGCCAACACCAAGAUUGGGCCAAAAAGGAUUCACCAAGUCCGUUGCCGCGGUGGCUCCAUCAAGCACAGGGCUCUGAGACUCGAUGCUGGCAACUUCUCCUGGGCCUCCGAAGGAACCGCCCGCAAGACCAGGAUUCUCGACACGGUCUACAACGCCACAAACAACGAGCUGGUGCGAACAAAGACGCUCGUCAAAGGGACGAUUGUAACAAUCGACGCCCUUCCUUUCCGUCAGUGGUAUGAAAAUCACUACGCCCUCGCUCUUGCCCGCAGGAAGGGCCAGAAGGUCACCGAAGAGGAGCAGAAGGUCAUCGACGACAAGAAAGUUGAUGGAAAGCUGCCCAAAGAAUACCUGUUGAGGCAAAGGAAGGCUGCUGUCGACCCGAACGUUGCUGAACAAUUCGCCACCGGAAAACUGCUUGCCCGUCUCUCUUCCUCGCCCGGACAAGUCGGUCGCUGCGACGGCUACAUCCUCGAGGGCAAGGAGCUCGACUUCUAUCUCCGCAAGAUCCGCGCCAAGAAGGCUAAA